CUGUAUCGAAAUGCUGGGAAUAGUUUAUAAUACAUACAUAAAUGCAUAUUAUUAAGCGUAAUCAUAUUUCAAUUAAUAUGAAAUGUUAUAAAAUACAAACUGACAUAUGUAUAUGUAUUAUAUCAUAGCAAAAAAGCUUUUCAAAAACACCAAUAUACAUAUACAUAUGUAUGUAUGUAUGCAAGUUUUUGUACAAUUUUAUAUAUUAAGAAGAAGAACAUACAAAAGUUUUCAAAUACACAACUCAAAUCCGAUUCGAAAGCAAACUUAAAGCUGGGAUGGUGAAACAUAUAUUCGAAAAUAAACAUUUUCAUGCACAUACAUAUGUCUGUCUGUAUACAAAAUACGAAAACGAAUUGUGGCGGUUCUGUGAUACUCGACGCUUUUUAUGGGUAGCCGUAUUGAAAUCAUGCCGUUGACGACGUCGUUUACCGACGAACAACCCACUGCUAGCAGACAACGGCCAAAGUCAUUGUGGCGAGUUGGUUAUUCGAGUUCGUAAAUUCAGUUUUUCAGUCAUUCUCGUUGGUUCGCUUGGUGCGGUUGGUUUUCGAAAUUUUCAUUACGACGGCGAUUACAGUGUCAAUACAAAAACAAAAAGAGUAGUAAAGAGACAAAUACAUAUACACAUACACAUAAGCAUGCAAAUUAAAAAUAUUGAAAAAUGCUUUGCUUACUACCAUAACGAUUCAAGUGAGAAUUGUCUGCGUUACUAAAACAAAAAUAAAAGAAGAUAUCAAUAACUACUUGUUACAAAGUGUAGUAUGUGAUUUGGUUCUCAAAAAACACACAAAAUGCUGGUAUGACGCAAAAUUAGAAAUUCCGUUGCUGCAGAAUUUGCUAUUUGACAUUUCGAUAGUUAUUAACGUUGUAUGUCGUCGUUGCCUAUUUACUGUUCUCAUUGUUGUUGCUGGCAAAAGCUAAAGCUGUGAAUUGGAAUCCCUUAAAUCGGUUCAACAGUAUACCGGUCGGUGCGGUGCGGUGCGGUGGCUGACAAUAGUUUUAUUCUGCUAUUGCUAUUUGGAUUUGGAGCACAGCGUCUUGCCACUACGACUGUGUUUGGAGAAGCCAUUUCUCCUUUACUUACAUUACAGCGUUUAUACACAAUUCUUGGUUGUGUUUGUUAUUUCAGUAUUGAAAUUUUUUUAUAAAAAAUUUAAAUUGAGAGCGUUCGUUUAACACCGACCGACAGAACCUACCGCCAUUCGCUAUAGUACGUGCUUUCAUAAAUUGUUUACGCUCUCGCAAGUUUGUCAUUUCUGCUCCAUCACCGUUCUUAGGGACAGAGCAUUCAAAACGUGGAAGCGUAGGGAAGCAAAUAGUUGCGGCAUUGGGAUGAUGUUGCUGCCGGUGCACAACACAACCCUCUGUUCGCUUUCGGUUCAAUAUUAAAGGAGGCUCAUAAAUGCUUAUGCCAAGACUGCAAUAUCAUCUUAACGGUUAUAAUCCAGAGAUGAGCAUAACACUAAGCAUGCAACACCAACAACAACACAUUAAUCAAUUAUUGAAUACAGCAGCUACCGCCACUGGCAUUGUAGGCGAUGUGGAUGCUUUGCUUACACCCAUACAGAACAGCAACACAAUGCCGGUACGUGCAGAACACUCACGGGAGCGCAAUCUCUGGCGCACCAAUGAAAUCAUGGAAAUGCUGAUCAUUAUGCAGGAAAUAAAAGCGCUGGAAAUGCUUAGCGUGAAAACUAUAAAGAGUGAUAUGGUGUUUCGUAAAGUGGAGCGGAUAAUGCAUUUACGCGGCUUCCGAAAAAAAUCGCACGUACAAAUUUGGACCAAGUGGAAAUUUCUCAAAUCGACUUAUACGACUUCUCGUCGUAAUGGCAUAAUACCGAAAAUGAUACCGCAACCGAUCUAUGAGGAAUUGCACAAAAUGUUGCAGAAUGUCAAUAGCAACUGUUCAGGGCGUUCAACCAGUGACUGUGGAAACUCUGCUACAUCACUCGAUGGUGAUGAUUCCAAUGGCGCCACAGCAAAUAAUUGUAGUAAUGAUAAUGAAAACAAAUUGGUUAUAUCUGGAGUUGAAGGGGGCUAUGGUGUGGGAAGUAAAAAAUCAUUGAACGGUUGUGUUGCUGGUCCCGAAUCAGAUGAGGAGAAUGGUUUGGCACACCCCAUAUUUGGUUUUCGUUUGGGGCUCGUUAAGCAAGAACCGGCUGAUACAGGUUAUGAAUGUUCAAAUAUUAAAGAGAAGGAUACAACGGACAACAUACAGUUCCAAACAGAAGUUAAGCAAGAAGUAACAGAGCCUGACGAUCCACCGUCAGCAUCUACAUCACCAUCUAGGCACGUAUCCGGCGAUGAGCAACUACAGCAGCAGCCACUACGGCAAUCUCUACCAGAAAUAAUGAUACUCACACCCACCACCAACACAACCACUACCAUAUCAACACCAAAAGCUACCAGCACACCUAAGUCCAACAUUAGCGUGUCCCAAACACAGCCAGGAGCUGAAAACCCAACUCUUUCUACACCACCACCAUUACCACCGCUACGCAUAGCUCGCUUCGCUAAGAUACCACCUAGUGAGAUCACAACGGCCGAUUCCAAUAUAAAUUUGCCACCACCACCACUUACCAUGAAUCCAACAUCACAAACAUUACGACUUAGGCACUAUAAUAGUGGCACAUAUACCGUUAAUGGCAAAGGCAACUCCAACACCAACAUUUUAACAUAUACUAGAAAAUUUGCCACUAUCAAUCCACAGGCAGUUACGAUCACCACCCCAGGGCAUCAAACUACAGUGCACCCGUAUAUACGCCCACAAGAAGUUGUAGUGCCCGACUUACAUGUAACAGCAGCGCCACAUGAACACCGAGCACCGCAACCAUUUUACGGCUUCCCAGACGGACCGUCAACCAGUCAACAGGCACAGCAACAACAAGUACAAGAGAUUGAAGCACGAAAGCGGCGUUUAAAGGCAUCACUUCUGAACGCAAUGCCGCCAAAACGGAUGCCACGCGCACCUGAAACGCUUACGAAACCCACAUCGCGACAAGCUAAAUCGGAAUUUAAUAGUGAAAUCAACGACGAUGGACUUAACGACAGCCCAAAUGAGGAUGAUUAUAUACAUCAAGAGCCUCCGCAACAGGGAGGAGCUCAGGCGUCACCAGAAAACACCGAGCGCAACUCGAGCUAUCCGAAAGUAUUGCAAGAUAUGGCCAUUUCGCUACGUCAAAUGCAACGAGAGGCAAUAAACGAAUUUUUCAAGCAUCAAAUGAAACUGGCCCGUGAGGAACACGAAUUCCAGAUGCGCCAGGACGCGCUAUUAAUGCAAGCAUUCAAAGAACAAGCUCAGCAGUUUCAACUAAUGAGCAAAGAACUAAUGGGCAGCUCUGUAAAGUUGGAAAAGCGUAAAAAACGACUGGAGAAACAGGCGCAGAAGCAGUUUACAAAUAAUAAAAAAAUGCACACACGACAAAUGCAAGAUCGUACUGGAGGAAAUGCAAAGGUUUUACUCAACGGAGUUAAUAAGCCCAAAGUAGAACAUAAAGAAGUAUUAGAAGAGAGUAAAAAAGAAGUUAAAGUAUUGAUGAGAAAUAUACACGCACAACUGGAGUUGACGGAGGACGAGGUUGACGACGAUGAACAGAAUCAAUAUGAAUAUGAUGUUAGUGCAUAUCUACAAGAUAAUAGUACUGGUAGUUUGAUGCAAAAAUCGGCGCUAACGCCAGAACCGCCCGGAGAUAUAGAAUGCAGCGAAGAAAAUAAUAUUACAUCCGAUCCUGUACAAAUACUUGGUUAAUAGAAUUGAAGUAGAAAUAUUCAUAUAAGUUAAACAUAAAAUAAUAGUUAAGUGCAACGCACAUUCCAGCGUGAAAACGUAUAUACGUAUUCCCUAAAUCAAAGAUAUUAGAGGUAAUAAAACUAUAAAGCUAGACUUUGGUGCCUCCUAAUAUUUUUGUGCAUAACAUGUGAUCAAACAUUACAUUAAUUUAGUAAAUUCAAUAUGACUUUAUAUAAAUAUUGAAUUUUCAAUAUAAACAAAAAAAUAAUUGCGCAACAUUCCAAAGCCGCAUGAAGACUUGAUAAUAUAAGCAUAAAAUAACUUUAUUUUAGAUGAACUUUAAGUUAAACUCCUAAAAAUUAAAAUAUUUUAUCCUUAAUGCUACAGCUUGAAAAACUUUUAUUCGAAAAUCUAUUUAUGUUUCAUAAAUUACAUUUUCUGAAUUGUUAAAAAUGGUAUGUUUGAAAGUAAAUAUGUAAAUAAAAAACGAAUUUUAUUUAUUUGUUAAACAAAGUUUUGAAGUGUUCUGCCAAUGGGUGAUCGCUAUCACAAAAAAAAAAUUAAUGCCUAGGUCGAGUGACAGCCGUACACCAUUUCAACAACAUUAAUAACUUCUUAGUUAACUUUUUUGUAAUGGUAAAAAUAUUUGCAGCUUUCAAAAUAUAUUUUACUUUUGCCUAAGCGAAAUGCCAGAAUUAGACGAGAGAUUGGACACUUCCGUGUUUAAAAUCUUUCUUUUACAAAGUAAAGCAUUCCCCGAAAUCAAAGUAUAUCAUCGAUUAAUUACUAAAAAGCGCACCAGAGAUUUCUGUUAAAGUUGCUGAUUAAACGCAUUAUUGAGUCCUUGUGAUGAUUAAUCUCUUUCUUACGCAUUCUUCUUACAAUUUCUUGAAGAUUAAAAUUUCAAAUGUUUUAUCCACAACUCAAAGUACACUGUAAGAAGUGAGAUCCAACUAAUUGUUACGCGGUAAAACAAAAACUUCCUUAAUUUAUUUUAAAUAUACAAUCUUUAUUAGCAUUUUUUUAAAUAAAUGUAAGUGACUUAAUUCUAGGCGAAUACAAUCUUCUCAUUUAAGCAUAUAAUUUCAAUUAAUAUUAGUUGUUUUCAUUAAAUUCUUGUAAAUUAAAAAUUAAAUUAAAAAUGUUUUAUUAUACUUUUCAUCACAUUUAAUAAUUCAUUCAUUAGAAAUUAUUUUGCUAUAUUUUUCUAAGUGACCAUAGCAACAUACGCAUAAGAUAAUAGAUAUACAAUUAUCUGUGUAUGCACGAAAGCAAGAAACAGGUAAAUUAAAGCAACCCCAAAAUAUUAUUUAAACCGUUUGCAAUAGAAUUUUAUCAUGCUCUUCCUUAUACAUUUCCAUUCAUAAUAACUCUACAUUUAUCGUUGCGCACAGAUGACAAAUCAAUAUUUUUUUUACCGUUUGUGUAUUAGUUAUAAUCGAGUGUAUAUAUGUAAUACAUAUAAGUUCAUAUAUACAAACUAAUAGUUUCGAUUUUUUUUUAAUUAGUAUUUAGAGUUGUAUUGGUCUUCCCAAUGGUUAUUCUAAUAAAAAAUCAUUU
This is a messenger RNA of Zeugodacus cucurbitae (melon fly), 5293 nucleotides long. RefSeq lists its product as uncharacterized. The record is from RefSeq and is a predicted model, not a curated record. The transcript is spliced from 3 exons. Bases 1406 to 3751 code for a protein of 781 amino acids. NCBI's taxonomy places the organism in Eukaryota, Metazoa, Arthropoda, Insecta, Diptera, Tephritidae.